This is a messenger RNA of Diprion similis, 476 nucleotides long. RefSeq lists its product as uncharacterized. NCBI's taxonomy places the organism in Eukaryota, Metazoa, Arthropoda, Insecta, Hymenoptera, Diprionidae. The coding region runs from base 64 to 381 and encodes 105 amino acids. The record is from RefSeq and is a predicted model, not a curated record. The transcript has 3 exons.
CUUCGUUCACUCUUCGUUUUCGACGGUUAAUAAUAUGGUUAAUAAUCCCGAAAAGUAUACAACAUGGCCGACAACGAAAAAUUCGAAUUGGUGGGUCGUCGCAGGCGAGGAAAGCGAGCGUCGAACGUGUUGCGAGAUAAUAGCAGAUCCAGAAAUACAUCCGAGUCCGAAUUCGACGUUGACAAUCUGAGCCGCAAACUAAAAGAGGCCAAAGACGAGCUUAACGAUUCGAAGUAUAAAGUUAGCCUUUUUCAAAGCCUGAAACAAUGCACCCAGCUCCUCGACGUAGAUCGUAUCAACGAAAUAGUCUGCUAUGGCCUAGGCAAUUUCUCCAAUCUGAAACAGUCUAGGUUAUAUAGCAAGGAUAAAUCCUUUUGUUGAAGAAAUUCAAUUAGAAAAUUCCUUCUUGUAUAAAAACGUAUUUAACGACUCAGCGCUUCAUAUUUUCACCAAAGAUAACUUGGACAAGGUUCCGA